This is a messenger RNA of Cuscuta campestris, 2169 nucleotides long. Lineage: Eukaryota; Viridiplantae; Streptophyta; Magnoliopsida; Solanales; Convolvulaceae. The record is from the annotation of a GenBank genome assembly.
AGGGGUUGGGUGAAUAUGGGUUGGGUGAAUAUGGGCUUUGGUGAAGGUGGGCUUGGGCUAGGGGGUGGGGCGGGUAGGGCUGUGGCCCAAGUAACCCGGGGGAGGGGGAGGGAAAUGUCCAGGGAUUCGGGCCCGAGGGAUGCUGCUGAUUGCCGCCGCCACGACCUCGACCGCCGCCGCGACCCAUGCCGCGGUUGCCGCCUCCACCGCCACCGCCGGAGCCGCCACCAUAUCCGCCGCCAAAUCCGCCGCUGCUCCUAGAUCCGCCGUAGCCGCUGCCUCAGUCUUGCCGAAAUUGAACUUGACUGCGGAUGUCGUGAGGGAGGCCUUGAAGAACCUGGAGCACAAGGGCAUGUUCGGUGACAGGGGCAUCCGCAUCGUUAAGAUACUCGGAGAGGUUCUUGAGAAGGCGACAAUAUUCGUUAAUGGAGAGUUGGUCCUUCACAGUUGUACAGAAACAGUGCUCCAGUUGCAUCACCCGGGCAUGCUUAUUGUCGUGAAAGAGAUUGUAGAUUGCUGUCCACAGGGCAUGAGCAGAGAGAUUGUUGGCGAGCACAAGCAUCCACCUUACCACCCACAUCAGAACCCAAAUGAUGAUGACUACCAAGUCAACAAUGGGUCUGACUACUAUCCCUACCAUGAGGAACCACCAUAUGAUAUCCCGUCUAGAAACUUUGGAUAUUCUCCAUACAAGGAUUCUGAUGGAGAUAAUUAUUAUGAACCUCAUGGUGACCAAGAUGACUAUGACCAAUCUGGGCCUAUGUGCGACGAUCAAUCUGAUCCACUCGUCGAAGAGAUCAUAAGAUUAGAACAGAAAAUCUUCUAUUUCGACGAAGUUUUAUUCGCGGAAGGCUCGUGGUACGAACCACCUUACUCCCGUGACUACACUCUGUUUGCUGAAGAACAAAUCAAAGCAAACAAGGUGGCAAUUCGAGAAAGAGCAAAACUUCUUGAAUCAGCCCGGAAGGAAAUGGAGUUUGAAAGGAGAUUAUGCGAAGAAUCAGAAAGGAUGCAGAAAAUGCUGGACGACUUCCAAAGAGAGAGACUAGAAGUCGAGGCUAAGGCUGAUGAAUUAGUCAAUGAUCUCUGUAAGGCUAUUGAGCUUAAACGCUCCCUCCAAUCUCAAGAUAAAAUAAGGGAGGUUAAUGCUCAAAAAGGGGCUUUAGAACCCAAUACCAAAUCUGAAACUUUCAACCAUCAGGUUCCGGUUCUAGAAGAUUCACCGAGUUCUACACCAUCACAGAAACCCAAGAGCAUAAAAACUCUCGCUAGGGCUACUGUGGUGAUGUUACCUGAAUCCCUGCCUAGCCAAGUCCCAACCAGCAUAGUCGUACAGAAGGUGGAACAAACUGAAGGACCUGACUCAGAACCACCUAUGCUUAUUCAAGAACAGAAGGAGGAGGAAGUUUUGCCUAUGGCAAUAAGCGACCAUCUCCUUAAUUGUGUUGAAGACACACCUCCAGAGGAACCUGUUCUGGAGGAGAUAGAGCCCACUACCUACCCCCAAGAUUCCAACGUUCAAGAGUCUGAGGAGGAAUCUAUAGACGAAGAAAUACCUAGCAUAGAGGAACCAAUAACGUCUAUAGAUAAUCAUGCUUCAUCAAAAGACUUAGACCAAACUUUCUUUGACUCCCUACUUGACGGGUUUGAUUUUGUCUGCCCGAAGGAUAGUUGGAGCCAAAAGAGUUGGGAUGAACUUCUGGUAAGUGACACAGAAGACUCGUCUGUGAGGGAAAGCAUGGUCGUAAUCAUCAAACCACAAAUGGAUAGUCAACCAAUUACAGAUAAGGAAAAAAUCGAUUUCGCAAUCAAGGCUAAUGAUGUGGAUCUACUGAGAAGACUUCCGCCCCCACCCACCUAUACAAAGUCUCCUCUAUAUAUCCUGUUGCCACCAAGCCGCAGGAAUGAGUCAAGGAUCCUGGACCUUGACCGAGCAAAAACUCAAACAGGGUGGCAUCAGAAGAGACUCAGAAGGGCUAAACUUUAUGACUCUCGGAUUGGAAAGUCACGGAAAAAGUGGGGCAUACCUUACAGUGGGAGCGAAGAAGAGGUCUCACCUGGGGAAAACACUAGGUUUCUGCAACCUUCGAGGCUUCUUGAUCCAAAAGUCCUGGUUGAAGUUGGCUACUGAGAGAAUAUUCACUUCCUCAGUAAAGUCUCUUUUUCUCU